AUGGCGUCUGCAAUUCCGGGAACAAACCCUAGAACCUCGAAAACCCGGUACCGCAUCGGAGACAUCGAUGUAGAGUUCCCCUACCAGCCUUACGGCGCCCAGAUGGCCUUCAUGAGCAGAGUCGUCUCCACUCUCAAUCGAGCUGUCAGCGACGGCCACUGCCACGCCUUGCUCGAGUCUCCCACCGGAACCGGGAAAUCGCUCUCGCUUCUCUGCUCGAUUCUCGCUUGGCAGCAGAGCUAUAAGGCCAAGAACAUGUACACCAAUCUAUCACACUCCAAGCCCAACCCCAAGGCCAUGACCGACCCCAAGGGACACGGCGGAGGCUUUGUUCCGGAAGAGGAGAGGUCAAGUGAGUCUGAUUCUGCAUUUGUGUUCAAUUUGAGGCCGUCUCAGUCUGGCGAAAAUCGGAAGAAAAAGGCAGCUCCUACCAUAUACUAUGCAUCGAGGACACAUUCACAAAUUUCUCAAGUCAUCCGUGAAUAUCGAAAAACUUCCUACAGGGUUACUAUGGCAGUGUUGGCCUCUAGGAAGCAUUACUGCACAAAUGCGCAAGUACAUGGGAGAGAGAAUAUCGAUGAAGAAUGUAAGCUACUUUUGAAGGAUCGAGCCGUUGGAUGCGUAGAGUUUAAAAAUGUACACAAAGUCAAAGGACAUCCAUCUCUUCAGAAAGGAGGCUGCCAUGAGGCCUACGAUAUUGAGGAUCUCGUAAAAGUUGGAAAAGCUGUCAAAGGUUGUUCAUAUUAUGCUGCCCGUUCUAUGUCAGAAGAUGCAGAAUUGGUUUUUUGUCCAUAUAACUACAUCAUUAAUCCAGUCAUUAGGGGAGCCAUGGAAGUAGAUAUCCAGGGGUCUAUUGUAGUUCUGGAUGAAGCCCACAAUAUAGAGGAUGUAGCUCGUGAUGCUGGUAGUGUGGAUAUUGAUGAAGAAGUUUUGAACAAAUUGCAGAUGGAACUGGAGCAGCUUUGCCCGCUGGAUGUUUUGGUUUACCAACCUCUGUAUGAAAUGAUACAGGACCUCUUAAGUUGGAUUGAGCGAAGGAAAGAUAAGUUGGAAAAACGUGAAUUUCAGCACUUUGUCUCUUGUUGGACCGGUGACAAGGCUUUGAGAGAACUCCACGAAGCUAAUAUAUCACAGCAGUGCUUCCCAAUCUUACUUGAAUGUGCCACAAAGGCAAUCAAAGCUGCUACAGAUAAAGAAUCAGAGGUACCCCAUUUAAGUGGCAUGGCUGUUGUGAUAUUGGAAGGAUUGUUCUCUUCGCUUACUUACUUCUUCUCAAGAAAUGGGUCUCAUAUGGUCGAUUAUCAGCUUGCUUUACAGAGAUAUGUUAAAAGAGAUGUUGGACAUUUUGGUGAUUGGACACAUACAUUCAGUUUGUGGUGCUUGAAUCCUGCUGUUGUGUUUCAAGAUAUCGCGAAUCUUUCAUUGUCAGUCAUUUUAACAUCAGGGACUUUGUCACCAAUGAAUUCCUUUUCAUCUGAGCUUGGCCUUAAGUUUGGAAGUACUUUGGAAGCUCCCCAUGUAAUUGAUGUUGAAUCACAGGUUUGGCCUGCUAUUAUUUCUACUGGCCCACAUAAUGUGCCAUUGAACUCAAGUUACAAGACAGCAGAUGAAUAUGCCUUUCAGGAUGCACUUGGAAAAUCCUUAGAGGAAAUUUUCAAAAGUGUGCCGGGUGGGUGUCUUGUGUUCUUCCCAAGUUACAAGCUAAUGGGGAAGUUGGGCAAGCGUUGGCGUGAAACAGGACAAUGGUCUCUGCUGAACGAAAGAAAGUCCCUUUUUGUUGAGCCCGGUGGAGGAGACCAGGAGGAAUUUGAGUUUGUACUGAAGGGUUAUUAUGAUUCAAUUCGUCGGGGCAAUAAGCCUACUUUUGGGAGAAAUAAAGGUGCUAAUAAGAAAUUAACACAAAGUAGCUUCACUGCAGUCAAGUGUGCACAAAAGAAUAACACUGAUGGAGCUGCUUUACUGGCUGUGUGCCGAGGAAAGGUUUCAGAAGGAAUCGACUUCACGGAUGACAACGCUCGAGCUGUGAUAAUUGUGGGAAUUCCAUUUCCCAACAUGAAUGAUAUCAAGGUUUCCUUAAAGAAGAAAUACAAUGAUACAUAUAGGUCAUCCAAGGGCUUUCUGAGUGGAAAUGAAUGGUACUGUCACCAAGCCUUCCGAGCUUUAAAUCAAGCUGCAGGACGUUGUAUUCGACAUAGAUUCGAUUAUGGAGCUGUCAUUUUGUUAGAUGAACGUUAUAAGGUAGGAAGAAAUACAGCAUAUGUGUCAAAGUGGCUAAAGAAAUCUAUCAGACAAUAUGAAAGAUUUGACAUGUCAAUGGAGGAAUUAAGAUCCUUUUUCAGCAAUGUAAAGGAAAGGGUAAGCAAGAAAAUGGUCAGUGUGUCACAGUGUUCUGACACUAGAAAGAAAAUCAUUCUUUCUAUGGAUCACGAUAAAGGGUUUACAAGACUGAAAGAUCAGAAUUUGGAUAAAUCUGAUCAUCAAGGACAGUCAAAAACUUAUGAAGGCAAGCACAAUUCGAUACUGACAUCUCAAGGUGAUCUUGAUGUUCUGAGAUUGUCACGAAUGGAUGUUUAUGCUGACCAUAGCAAGGACUUUAUCAGUAUUGAAUCUACUCCUCAGAAAUAUACAAGGUACGCUAAUCCAUCUUUGUCCAUCGCAUUGUCUGAUGCCGAUCCAGACAUCUCAAUUGUCAAGGAAACCCCUUGUACGGAUGGCAUCUUUUCCACAUGCAGUCCAGGAUCAAUUAUUAAGGAUGAGAAGUCCUGUUCGACUUCAACUACAGUUGAGUCCUCUCCUUUCUUUUCAGACCAGUUCUCAUUUCAAUCGACAUCGUUAAACAAUUGUAGCAAUGCUUCUCUAAAGGCCCAGUGUUCUGUAGCCACCACUCCUGAAAAGAAUGCAACUUUGAACUCUUACAGCUCAAUGAUGGAAACAGAAUCAUCUUUGGAUAUGAGUGUUAAUUCUCAUACCCAGAAAAGGAGAAAGUCCAUGCAUUCAUCCUUGGUCAACUCCAGUCAGGGACAGUCUGAUGGUGCUUCUGAUUCUAAAACUCCUGAUUGUCCUGGUUCCAUAAAAGACACAUUGACAAAUAGAGAUGCCAUUCGCAAAAUUGAAUUCAGUGAGACUAAUUAUUCAGACCACUACUGUAAGUCCAAAGUUCAUCAUCCGCUCCCAAGUAGUUGUGGCGCUUUAUCUAUGUCAGCUGGUACUGUCAUGGACAAAAGACUAGAAAUUUGUUGCUCACUCUGCAAAAGCCCAUUGGGCUUACCUGAGAAUAAUCUACAUGUUACAUGCUCAAUAACUUCGUCAUCAAAACUUCACUUAGAAUCUCUUCAUAACGAAAUAUUGAAGUCUCAAACUGGGAAGAUAUCAGCAGGCAUACGCGUACUGAUAACUGACAUUUCAUCAGUUGAUUAUCGAGUCUGCCAUGAAAUUUCUGAAGGUGCUCCUGGACAGGGUGUAUGGUGUGAUGAAGAUGGGGGUGUUCUCGGUACCAUCUUGUGCCCCUUCUGUCGGUACCACAAGACUAGCCACAAUAAUUUCCUUGGUGUACAGGUCAUGGCAACUAAUGCAUCAAAUGUUCAUUUACUCAACAAGAUAAUGUUUUAUUUAGAUAAGUUGGAAAUUCCAAAUUUUGAAGCAACAAGUGACAAGGCUUCAAAAGACAAAGAUUUCUUGCCUGUUAAUAGUUCCAAUGUCAACAAAGUUGCCAUUCUCAAUCCCUUUGAAAAAUUCUCGUACUCUCCAGUACAGCAGGACCGAGGAUGGAGGACUACAAAAUCAAAGCUGAAAUUAAUCAAGUGCCGCUACUUCUAUAUCAGAGGUAUAGUGAAAGGAUGUGUAUAUACAAUUGUAGCACAUAUAAGCUUACCGAGAUGACUACUCUGUGGUUUUAUGUCAGAUUAUCAACAAAUAUUCUCAUGGCGGAUGUAAUUAUUCCUCUAUGUAAUGCUGCUUCUGAAACUGCCAAAGAAGCUAAAUCAGAAGG
Messenger RNA from Fragaria vesca subsp. vesca, 3988 nucleotides. Its product is annotated as Fanconi anemia group J protein homolog. The coding region runs from base 1 to 3879 and encodes 1292 amino acids. Gene Ontology annotation, cellular component: nucleus. The record is from RefSeq and is a predicted model, not a curated record. Lineage: Eukaryota; Viridiplantae; Streptophyta; Magnoliopsida; Rosales; Rosaceae. Gene Ontology annotation, molecular function: DNA binding; hydrolase activity, acting on acid anhydrides, in phosphorus-containing anhydrides; ATP binding. Gene Ontology annotation, biological process: nucleotide-excision repair; double-strand break repair involved in meiotic recombination. The transcript is spliced from 28 exons.